Molecule: messenger RNA, 2296 nt
Organism: Cuscuta epithymum
Lineage: Eukaryota; Viridiplantae; Streptophyta; Magnoliopsida; Solanales; Convolvulaceae
Source: the annotation of a GenBank genome assembly
AAAAAAUAACAAUUUCCGCUUUUCCAUCAUCCCAGCCGGCUAAGGCCUCUUAUCACUCUCCCGUCGUGGAUACUUUUGCUUCAUCGACAGUUUUCAUCCGCCUGAAUAGAGACAGAGUAAUAGCAUAUGAUUCCGUAGAACGAAAAUGUCUUGCUUAUUGCCUCAAUUCAAGUGCUCGCCAGACACUUUUUCCGUCAAAAAAUUCCACCUUAAAUCCGGCAUCCAUACAGCUAAUGAUAGGCACCCUCUUUAUUUUUGGACUCGAUGUGUGCUAUCUACCGCAUCUCCACCGCCAUCAACAGAAACCACAGUUGUACUCAAUAUGGAUAAGUCAGAGUUGCUUUCCUUAGAUCUUUCCCCAGAUUCUAUUGCUGCAGAUGGAUCAUGGAAACCUCUAACACCUGCAGUGACUACUGCUGUUCUUGGCAUGGAGAAGUUAAAACUGCCUUCUUUUGAGGAUUAUUCAAAUUCAGUUGCUUCAGAUGGACUGUGGACAUAUACAACUGCAGGUGGUCCACCCACAGAGGCAACAAAGUCUAUUUUUCAUGCGGAAGCUCUACUUGCUAGUGAAGAAGCUGUAAUAGCCGCUGCCGCUGCUGAAGCAGUUACAUUAGCAAAAGCUGCACUGAAGGUAGCAAAAGAAGUAGCCUUGUUGGUUAGGAGUUCUAAUUCUUCCAGGUCUGCCGAUAAACAUGUAGGUGCAGCAGAUACUACUGUCUUUAAUAGAUCUGAAGUGGUCCAACCUGGUGAAAAGAGGGGAGAUUUAAAGGAAAAUGGACUAAGGUGGAGUGAGAGUGAUAUCUAUGAUUACAACACCAUGAAAUCUAAGCCAACACAUGAAGAGCUGGAACUAUGCCAAGUACAGUUCUCAAAUAGUAUAACUGUCAAAUCCAACCGCCAAAAAGAACGCAAGUCUAGAAGAGAUAAAGCAGCAGAAAGGGCUGCAGCUAAUAUUAUGUCUGUAAAGUCCGAAUCCACCAGUAGAAAAAAGCGUGCACCUGUAAAAGCUAUAGAUUAUUCUGAUCCAUUGCGAUACUUUAGGGGAAGCACCAAUAGUUGUAAACUACUUACGUCUGCUGAAGAGCAGCUGCUGUCAGAAGGAAUUCAGAAGUGAACAGGAUCUACUAAAAUUAGAGAGACAGGAGGAGGAGCUUAGAGAGCAGUGUGGUGGUCAGCCAACGUUUGCACAAUGGGCUAUUGCAGCCGGUGUUGAUCAGAAAACCCUAAGAAAGCGAUUAAACUAUGGUAUCCAAUGCAAAGAUAAAAUGAUCAGCAGCAACAUAAAGCUUGUUAUAUCCAUAGCAAAAAAAUAUCAAGGAGCUGGUUUGAGUAUUCAGGAUUUGGUUCAGGAAGGAUGUCAAGGACUAGUUAAAGGUGCAGAGAAGUUUGAUGCUUCAAAGGGGUUCAGGUUCUCAACAUAUGCUUAUUGGUGGAUUAAGCAAGCAGUUAGAAAAUGUCUAUCAGAGCAGUCCCGGACAAUUAGACUGCCAAUAAACAUGGUUGCUGCAGCAUAUAAAGUGAAGGAGGCAAGGAAGCAAUUGUACACAGUAAAUGGUAGAGACCCUGAUGAUAAAGAAGUGGCAGAGGCAACAGGGAUGUCAAUGAAGAGGCUCAAUGCUGUGAUGCUAACUGCUAAAGCUCCAAGAUCUCUUGAUCAGAAAGUGGGAAUCAAUCUGGAUCUCAAACCUUCGGAAGUGAUUGCAGAUCCUGAAGCUGAAACAACUGAAGAGUUACUGAUGAAGCAGUUUAUGAGACGAGAUCUGGAGAAGGUAUUGGAUACUUUAUUAAAUCCAAGGGAAAAGCAAGUCCUUAGAUGGCGCUUUGGACUAGAGGAUGGAAGGAUGAAGCCUUUGCAAGAGAUUGGGGAGUUGAUGAACGUAAGUCGGGAGAGAAUCCGUCAAAUUGAGUCACGUGCAUUCCGCAAGUUGAAAAGCAAGAAAGAAACCGAACAUCUGCUAAACUACUUAACCGCUUAAAGUUUCAUACACCAAGAGUCUAUAGGUUUCUAGCUUGUGCUGCCUACAACCAAAUAGCCAUAAUUAUUGCAUUAGUUUGGUUAAAGUCGUCUGCAUUUAGAUUCUUCUUAAAUGAAUCCUUUUCUCGCUAGCCCCCUUUUUGCAGCAAAACUGUAACAUUGCAGCAAAACUGUAACAUAGUACUGCAAAUGGUUUCUGCAUAUUCUGUAAAUGUUCCACCCAUUGUUCUACCAAUUGUAUGUGUGAUUCUAUUUGCAGCUACACAUUUGUACAUUUCAUAAAAACUCACUUGAGCUUGUUAAUUCCUGACAAAUGUUUAG